This is a messenger RNA of Magnolia sinica, 2865 nucleotides long. RefSeq names its product GATA transcription factor 27-like. Gene Ontology annotation, biological process: regulation of DNA-templated transcription. NCBI's taxonomy places the organism in Eukaryota, Viridiplantae, Streptophyta, Magnoliopsida, Magnoliales, Magnoliaceae. The coding region runs from base 493 to 2244 and encodes 583 amino acids. Gene Ontology annotation, molecular function: sequence-specific DNA binding; zinc ion binding. The record is from RefSeq and is a predicted model, not a curated record. The transcript is spliced from 8 exons.
AAAAAACAAAAAGAAAAAAAAGAAGCAUUUUUAAGAAAUUAUAUUUGAAAGCUAAGAACAAUAACUCCAUACACCAGAAGUCAUGCGAGCACCCUUUCUUUUCACCAUCAUUUCUCUACCGUUAAUUUGAUUUCUUUAUGGAUUUUCUCCCCUCCGCUGGAUUGUACAUAUUCUCAUCUAAAAACCCAUUUCAAUCUUGAAAAUUUUGGUCAUUUUUCUGUGAUUUUUCUCAUACUAGGAUAUAAGCCUCUUUUUUUUUUUUCUCUCUCUUUUUUUCUAUUUUGGUUCUUGGGCUUUGGUAUCUGCAACUCUUAUUUGGGUUUUUGCAGGAACCUUCCAUAAGCAGUAAUAAUUGGUUAAAAAGGCUUGUGAGAAAUAAUAUAUUUUUGCAGUUUUUGAAUUUUGUAAAUUUUUCAAAAGAAUCACUUUUUCUAUAUUUUCUUUUUUCUCUUUUUAAAAUUUUGUUGGAGAUUAAGGAGGGAAGAGAGAGCCAUGGGCAAGCAAGGGCCUUGCUAUCAUUGUGGAGUUACAAGUACCCCUCUUUGGCGGAAUGGGCCACCAGAAAAGCCAGUUUUAUGCAAUGCAUGCGGAUCCAGAUGGAGAACAAAGGGCACACUUACAAACUAUACCCCACUUCAUGCACGUGGGGAUAUUGUUGAUUCUAGGGAUUACAAAAUUACUAAAGUAAAAAGCAUAUCCAUCAAGAUCAAAGAGCCGAAACCGCACAAAAGAAAGCACUUCGAUGAUAAUGCAGAAGUUGAAGGUGAAGCACCGAAUUCUGGCCAGAACUUCCGAAGAGCUUUGGAGGAGGACACAAGCAAUAGAUCUAGUUCUGGAUCGGCAAUAUCGUACUCUGAGAGCUGUGGGCAUUUUGGCAGCACGGAUGCAAGUGAUAUCACAGGUUCAGCACAGUCCAUUGUCUGGGAUUCUCUUGUGCCUUCACGGAAGAGGACAUGCAUCGGUCGGCCGAAGCCGUCUCGUGUUGAAAAGCUCACAAAAGAUCUUUAUUGCAUUUUACAUGAGCAACAGUCAUCAUACCUCUCAGGAUCUUCCGAAGAGGAUCUGCUUUUUGAAACCGAAACUCCUGCCGAGAUAGGACAUGGAGGCAUUCUCAUCAAGCAUCCAUACUCUGUAGCCCGGGAGGAGGAAUCGGAGGCAAGCUCACUUCCAAUAGAUAACAAAACAUACACUGCAAAUGAUGCUUAUUCAGGGUCGACUUCCCUUCCUGUACAUAUUGAAAACAAAGGGAUGGGAAUCCCAAAUGUCGGCAAUGGAAAAGUUAAGAAGAUCAUAGGCCUAGGGGCUCAAGAAAAUACAAAAAGGGAUAAGCCUUCCCACGACAAGUUACAUUUUCUGUUAAAUAGCAACUCACCCCUAAAAUCCAUAGAUCUAAGAGAUGUCGUUAGCUUUGAGGAGCUCUCAAGAAAUUUCACACAUGAAGAACAACAGCAGUUGAUGAAACAUUUACCUUCUGUAGAUACAGCCAAAAUGCCCGACAGCCUUGAAAGCAUGUUUGAUGCUCCUCAGUUUGUGGAGACGUUAACUUCCUUUCAGCAGCUGCUUUUGGAGGGAGCCUUCGAUCUUUCUUUUCCAGGAGUAAAUGCAGAAGAGUGUAGGGUUUUGAAGAGGCUUGCAUUAGCCAAUUCGACAAAAUCCAAGUGGGUUGAACAGUAUAAAUUUCUCAAGGAUGCAAAACUCAAACAAAUGAUGGAAGGGAAGGGAGUGGGAGCCAGCUCCCAUGGGUGUGGCGAUUCAGCAUCAAUCAAGAGACCCCAUGAUGGCCAAAAUCAGAAUUUUCCAGAGCCAAAAGGCACUUUGAAAAGCCCCAAAAGAGUAAAUCAGUGCGGGAGCAUCAGUCUUCCAUCUACUAAGCCAAGUUCUAGCAGUGUUGGCACAAACACAAGCUACGACACUAAAGAUAUAGACAAUGAUGGAUCUUAUUUUAGCCCAAGAAGCCUGUUUGCUUUCCCACCGGACCAGAGUUCUGUCAUGCUGGAUUCUUUGAAGUUCACUGACAACAGCUCUGAUCAAGAUCUGCUGCUCGACGUGCCUUCCUACACAUCCUUCCCUCAGGCAGAGCUUCUAAACUGCCAUCUCUCGAAAUGGUCUCCCCCAAACAGUUCCCAGGCAGAGAAUCAAGACCUCAGGAAAGAAGAGGUGCUAUCCAACCGCUCAUCUUUGAGUUUCACCAGGCAACAGCCAAGUAACAGUAGCGUAGUGUACCCGUGCCUCAUCCUCCAUUGACAUGGUCAUCGAUGAUGCUACUACCAGCCACAUCGGUCCCAUUUAUAUGCAUGCCAAAAGAUACUAUUUUGUAAAUGGGUGUUUUGAGACGAUGCGAGCGCUUGCACGCUCAUGCAAUUGCUUCUGUCUUCUAUGGUGGAAUUAUGUGAUCCUCUAGCCGAUGAUAUGCCUAGUUUACUCGAGUUCUUAGUUUAUACAAGUGGGGCAAACGGUUGAUGAUCUAGGCCAUUGGUCUUCUGGGCCCCAUUAGGAUGGACCAUGCCCCAGGACCCUCCCAAAUUGGAAAAUCCUAGCCGCUCAUGUUGCACAAUUUUUCUAGUGAAUGUGGUUUGUCACUUCAUGUUGCUUCACCACAGAUUGCAAGGUUAGGAUUUCCUGGUCAAGAAGAUCUACCUGGCAUGGUACAUCUAUGCUGGGUUCUGAAAGACCCGUGCUUCAGAUCAGUGAGCCAUGGGCCCCACUGGUACAGACUGAAAAGUCAAGCAUUCUAUACAUGUUCUUGGCUUGGGCAUCUUAAACAGGAAUGGUGUUUUUUUUUUCCUUUUUUCCUUUGAUAUUGCUGAGUAUGCUGACCUGUUAUGAACUGGCAUAUUAAUGGGAUGAAAGUGGCUGGUUUUUGUA